AUGGGCCUUAAAACAAUUUGGAAGAACUACAGAGUUAUUAUUGUUAUGGGAACGAGCCUUGUCUUGGUGCACUUGGGCUGGUAUAACAUGAAGUCCCAUCCUGUUUUCCAACCCAAGACAGAUGACUUUGUCCCCGAGCCUGGAAUCGUGACAUACGUGCUGCAAGCAGAGAAACAAAAUAAAGGAAAAUAA
Molecule: messenger RNA, 192 nt
Organism: Anolis carolinensis (green anole)
Lineage: Eukaryota; Metazoa; Chordata; Lepidosauria; Squamata; Anolidae
Exons: 1
Coding region: 1-192 (63 amino acids)
Source: RefSeq, a predicted model, not a curated record